This is a messenger RNA of Antechinus flavipes (yellow-footed antechinus), 1194 nucleotides long. It is a transcript of the gene EIF1AD, whose product is annotated as eukaryotic translation initiation factor 1A domain containing. Gene Ontology annotation, molecular function: translation initiation factor activity; RNA binding. Gene Ontology annotation, cellular component: nucleus. The coding region runs from base 480 to 971 and encodes 163 amino acids. The record is from RefSeq and is a predicted model, not a curated record. Gene Ontology annotation, biological process: translational initiation. NCBI's taxonomy places the organism in Eukaryota, Metazoa, Chordata, Mammalia, Dasyuromorphia, Dasyuridae. The transcript is spliced from 6 exons.
CGGGAAGGGGGCGGGGCCAGACUAUGGCUAGGACGUCAGGAAGCGAGAGCUGAAUGUUCUACUGGGCGUGUUCUGUUCGAGUAAGUGACCAUAGAGACGGUGCACGCUCUCCUGCGGCGGAAGCGUGCUUCCGGACGGUUACCACGGAGAUGGCGUGCGCUCUGUCCUUCCUUCUCUAUGGCCAGACCUCCGGCCGCGCUCUUCCCGGUGGAGCGAAGGGCGCUCUGCACACUCGUGGCACCUCCGGAGGCUCUUCACUCAGUCCACCUCGGGGCCGGCGGUGGUGGCGGAACUGAAGCGCCGGGGUCUGCGCUGCCUCCCAGGGGGAAGAGUUAGGCGGGGACUCCGAGGCCCCGGAGGGGAGCCCUUGGGCCUGCGCACCGGAAGUGUGGUCUCCGGAAGUCCCCGGCUCGGGCUGGCGAGGUCUGUGGGAAGCAGCGGCGGCGUCGGCGGCGGCAGGAGGAAGCCUCGGACCCAGCAUGUCUCAGGCUACCAAGAGGAAGCAUGUGGUGCAGGAGGUGCUUGGGGAGCACAUGGUGCCCUCGGACCAGCAACAGAUUGUGAGGGUUUUAGGGACCCCUGGCAACAACCUGCACGAAGUGGAGACUGCCCAGGGGCAGCGCUUUCUGGUCAGCAUGCCCUCCAAGUAUCGCAAGAACAUCUGGAUCAAGAGAGGCGACUUUCUCAUCGUGGACCCCAUUGAGGAAGGGGAGAAGGUGAAGGCCGAGAUCUCCUUCGUGCUCUGCAAGGACCACGUGCGCUCCCUGCAGAAGGAGGGACUCUGGCCGGAAGCCUUCUCUGAGGUAGCCGAGAAGCAGAGCAACAGCAGGAACAGACCGCCUCAGCCAGAACUUCCAGGAGAAACCCAGUCUUCUGAAGACGACAGUUCUGAAGACGAUUCUGACCUCUUCGUCAACACCAAUCGCGUCCAGUACCAGGAGAGCGAGGAGGAGAGCGAGGAGGAGGCCUGAGGCUCCAGCCUCCCUGCCAGCUGGAAGCCGAGUCUGCCCCCCGACCCCACCUCCACGGACAUAAAUGGGCUUGCUCUGUGUGCCCACCCCCUGGAUGGGGAUGAGGCCGGGCUCCCACCUGAACUCCUGCUCUUCUCUGUAAGAGAUUAAACCCCUGGUGGGUUGAGAGAGAGCCGUGCAUUGACGUGUACCAGUGUGCCUAGUAAAGCGAUUCCGACUUUGA